CUACAGUUGUUAUUGUAAUUGCAGCAAAUAAUCCAAUAACUGCAGCAAAUAAUCCAACAACUGCAGCAAAUAAUCCAACAACUACACCGAAUAAUUCAACAAGGGUAGAUGCUAACAAUGCUGCCGUUGGUAGUGGCGAUCUAAAUGUUAGUUUUUAUUUUAAUGGAGCCCUGAGUUUAUUUGAAGACAGUAACAACAAUAAUAAUCCAGUUCAAUUUGAUUAUACAUGCGGCAAUGAGCUUUGA
This is a messenger RNA of Entrophospora sp. SA101, 245 nucleotides long. The record is from the annotation of a GenBank genome assembly. NCBI's taxonomy places the organism in Eukaryota, Fungi, Glomeromycota, Glomeromycetes, Entrophosporales, Entrophosporaceae.